This is a messenger RNA of Scatophagus argus, 6274 nucleotides long. RefSeq names its product ATP/GTP binding carboxypeptidase 1 (gene agtpbp1). Gene Ontology annotation, molecular function: metallocarboxypeptidase activity; zinc ion binding. Bases 386 to 4177 code for a protein of 1263 amino acids. NCBI's taxonomy places the organism in Eukaryota, Metazoa, Chordata, Actinopteri, Scatophagidae. Gene Ontology annotation, biological process: protein side chain deglutamylation; C-terminal protein deglutamylation; proteolysis. The transcript has 28 exons. The record is from RefSeq and is a predicted model, not a curated record.
ACAGAGGGACGUACUCUCGCGUGGCUAAGGGACAGCCCUUCCCCUCUGACAGUUGGGGCUGGUCUCAUCACAACAUCAUCAGGGCGUUUCAAGCAACGGUAGGCACAGAGUAGUAGUGCCGCUUUUGUUGGAAUUGGCCUUCCCUGAAUGGGAUAACUAUUCAUUUCUAUACAGGUGCAAAAGGAUAAACUUCCCAGGAGCUGAGUGCAAGCUGUACUGCAGCCAGGCUUAAAUAACCUGGGAACACACUGGAGCCCUCAGUUGUUCCAGGUUACCUUAAUGAUCCACCUGUAUAAUGAGCAGAGAGACCGAUGAACCACCCAGCAAACACAGGAGUGAGGUCUUUUUUCUCUUGCAGACGAAAUGAAAUGUUGAUGUGGUAAAAAUGAACAAACCCAAAAUGGCCACAGAGAAGGGGGUCCCCAGUAACUCCAGGGUACUGAUGCUCCUGGGCCAACUGGAGAGGAUGAAUGGAGAGGCCAUGGUGAGGGAUGUAGAAACAGCAAGACAGGUCACUGCAAAGAUACUUCAUCUCAUACAGACACAGGAGAAGAGUGGGAAAGAGGUGAUGUCCAAAGGCUCCAGUGGCAUGGAGGUCAUCCUGGCUUCACUGGAGAACACCCGUGAUGUCCAGACCACUCUGAACAUUUUGUACAUUCUCAGUGAGCUGCUGACUGUGGGCAGAGGUCGGAGGGUGGGAGUAUUUGUGUCUAAAGGCGGAACAGGAAUAUUAUUCCAAAUUUUGAUCUCUGCCAGCAAAGAGUUGCCUCCCAGUGAGGAACUCAUGCUGCAGCUUCACUCUCUACUGGCCAAGGUUGGUCCAAAAGACAGGAAGUUUGGAGUGAAGGCACGUUUAAGCGGAGCUCUGAACGUCACUGUCAACUUAAUGAAACAGAACUUACAGAAUACCAAACUGCUUCUGCCCUGCCUGCAGGUCCUCAGGGUUUACUCGACCAACACAGUGAAUGCUAUUUCUUUGGGCAAGAAUGGAGCGGUGGAACUGAUGUUGAAGAUCGCUGCACCAUACAGCAAGAAAAACACCAGUUUGCUCAAAGUAGCUCUGGACGCACUGGGAGCUCUGCUCAAAUCCAAAACUAAUGCUCGCCGUGCAGUGGAUGGUGGACAUGUGCCCAUCUUGCUAGCUCUGUACCUGGACUGGCAUCGCAAUGACACACGGCAUCGCCACAUGCUGAUUCGCAAAGGUCUGCUGGUCUGCCUCAGGAACAUCACUAACAUCAAGCUUGGAAGGAAAGCAUUCUUAGAGGCCGAUGGCAUGAGGAUCCUCUACAACUCAUCCACUGAGUGUCUCCCAGUGCGGACUCUGGAUCCUCUGAUCAACACUUCCAGUCUCAUCAUGAGGAAGUGUUUUCCGAAGAACCGUCUUCCUUUGCCCACCAUCAAGUCAGCCUUCCAGUACCAGCUGCCACAUGUACCCGCUGUAGGUCCUGUGGCACAGCUGUACAGCCAGCCAGCUGGGGGAAGAAAAAUUCAUCAGCUCUGCAACAAGCCCUUAAAGAAGGUGGAUGAUGUUGUGGAUGAAAGCGACGAUAACGAGGAGACAGACGCAGACACAGAGAACGAUACUGAGAACGAAGAGGAUGAGAAGGAUCAGCGCACUGCGAAUGAUGACAUAGAGACGGACCUAAACAAGCUACAUCCCAAAAAGAGCCCUGGGCGACCUUUUGAGGAGUUGAGGGUCUAUGAGAGGUUUUUUAUCGAGCUUUCUGAAGACUUUCAGGGUUAUAACUUUGAAUGCUCAAAGAGUGCAUCUAUCACAUCCUUGUCGUCGUCCUUCUCCUCAUCAUCUGCCUCAACUCAAUCCACUCGGCCCAUCAUAGUGCCCACAGCUCAAGCUCUGUCCCCAAAACACGUCCCCGUACCGAGCUCUCAGGAUUGCAACCCUACCAAAGGAAAGCACUCUCCACCAUCUCCGUCUUUUCCUACUCCCACACCUCCUGCUCCUCUAGCUCCUCUAGAACUGGACACCAUCCACCUUACCAAGGACCAAGACAAAAAAGUGGAGAGCCACAUUCCUUCCCCCGACACACAUACAACAUUGUCCUCCCUCAACAGGCCUUCUCCUCAAGGCCAGAAGAUAGAACAGGAACUAGCACAUGCUUUUGAAUGUGUCUCACUAGACCCGGAGGGGCUCCUGAGCACAGAAGAAGGAGGAAGAGAAGCCAAACAAGAGGGAUCCCCAGUCAAUACCACGAGACAAAUUCAAUCUCCUCUGCUCCUGGGGGGUAUCACUACUCGUCGUGUGGGCGGAGGCGGCAGUAACUGGGGUUCAGAUUGUGGCUCAGAGGGCGCUGAUGAUGAAGGAGGGGAAGGAGCAGUUCUGGAGGUGCCAGACACAGCGCUUCUCCUCCCGCUGCAUGACCCUGACCUUUACGUGGAGAUGGUGAAGGGGACACGCUCUGUGCCCCAGUAUGCUGAGGUGGCUUACCCAGACUACUUUGGCCAUGUAGCCCCAACAUUUAGAGAACCCCUUCUGGAGAGAGUUUAUGGCGUCCAGAGGUCUAAGAUAUUCCAGGACAUUGAGAGGCUGAUUCAUCCUAAUGAUAUCCUGGAUAAAGUAGUUUAUGACCUGGACAUUCCGAGUUGCCCUGUGAUUGAAGACAAUGGCGAUUCCCUGAAGUUCAACUCACAGUUUGAGUCUGGCAACCUCAGGAAGGCAGUUCAAGUCAGGAAAUAUGAGUAUGACCUCGUGCUGAAUUCAGACAUCAACAGUAAUCACUACCACCAGUGGUUCUACUUUGAGGUGAGCGGUAUGCGUGUUGGAACUACCUACCGCUUCAACAUCAUCAACUGUGAGAAGUCAAACAGCCAAUUCAACUACGGCAUGCAGGUGUUGAUGUACUCUGUACAAGAGGCGAUCAGUGGCAGGCCUCGCUGGGUCAGAACAGGAACAGAUAUCUGCUACUACAAGAAUCAUUUUGCAAGGAGUUCCAUUGCUGCUGGUGGUCAAAAAGGAAAAUCUUACUACACACUGACCUUCAGCACCAGCUUCAGCCAUAAGGAUGAUGUCUGCUACUUCGCCUAUCAUUACCCUUACACGUACUCCACUCUUAAGAUGCACCUGUCCAAACUGGAGGCUUUGAGGACCCCUCAGAUCUACCUGAGACAGGACAUCCUGUGUGAAACCCUGGGGGGAAAUUCCUGCCCACUUCUCACCAUCACCGCCAUGCCAGAGUCCAACUCCAAUGAUCACAUCUGUCAGUUUAGGAAUCGUCCAUUGAUCUUCCUGUCGGCCAGAGUGCACCCUGGAGAGACGAACGCCAGCUGGGUAAUGAAGGGCACGCUGGAGUUUCUGAUGGGCACGAGCCCGCUUGCAGCUAGUCUGAGAGAGGGCUACAUCUUCAAGAUAGUCCCCAUGCUCAACCCUGAUGGAGUUAUAAAUGGAAAUCAUCGUUGUUCUCUGAGUGGAGAGGAUUUGAAUCGCCAGUGGCAGAACCCCAAUCCUGAGCUCCACCCCACCAUCUACCACACUAAGAGCCUGCUGCAGUACCUUGCACACAUACAAAGAGCACCACUGGUGUUUUGCGACUACCACGGUCAUUCCAGAAAGAAAAAUGUGUUCAUGUACGGUUGCAGCGUGAAGGAGACAGUCUGGCAGUCCAACAUCAGCGCUACAUCCAGUGACUUACAGGAGGAUCUCGGAUACAGGGCGCUUCCUAAGAUCCUGUCUCAGAUCGCCCCAGCCUUCAGCAUGGCGAGCUGUAGUUUUGUUGUGGAGCGCUCCAAAGAAUCAACUGCUCGCGUUGUUGUGUGGAGAGAGAUAGGAGUCCAACGCAGUUACACCAUGGAGAGCACGCUCUGUGGUUGUGACCAGGGCAAAUAUAAAGGUCUACAGAUCGGCACCAGAGAGCUGGAAGAGAUGGGAGCUCAAUUUUGUGUGGCCCUGCUGAGGCUGAAGAGACUGACUGGGAUCCGUAACCACCAACACCUGCUGGACCUGGAGAGCGACAUCAUUGGGACACAUUCCAAAGUGGUCAGCAGCAGCCCCACCACCUACGUGAUGGAGGAAGACGAGCCGUCCUUUCUGGAGGCGAUAGACUACAGUGCUGAGAGCAACGACGAGGAUGGCGAGCCUGAAAACGAGCAAGGCAGCGAAGUCCAGGAGAAUCCCGAUCUCCACGAUCACCUGUCGGACUCUGAGACAAAUCACAGGGAGUAACCCCUGAGGUGUUCAUCUCCUCUACACUUGGCGGUUUUGAAGAUUUCACGAGUAAAAUCGGUCCACACUUCUCACUUUGACUCUUGAAUAAAUAAGUUACAUUUACAAAUGACCCUAUUAUGUAGACAAAUAAUUAUGAUAUGUAGGCUACACCAUUUGGUGCUCCUUUCCCAACUGAAGGUGCAAACUUCACCUACCUUUCACUUCAGAUAGAAUGCAUUUCAGUGAAUGUUGUCACUCUUUACUGUCAUACUAUAACUAACUUUCAUGAAGUGUAACCCCUGACCUCAGGCACCAUAUAGCCUCUGAGAUUCACAUAUAGCUAGCCAGAGCAGCAAGCAGCAGGCACCACUGAUCCUUAACUUGUCCACUUGCUCAUUUUCCACAGCUGAUCUGCCCGAUGAGGCUGUGGUGGUGUAAUAGAGCCAGUGGCUUCUCUAGGUACUGUGUUUGAAACCUCUCUCAUCACCUGUGACGCUGUGUUUUGAUCAAAACACUCCUGGUGAUUGAGUCAAACUGGGUCUCCCCCACUGACCAGCUAAGAGAUCCAACCAACCUGCCUUUGUAUCUCCCUUUUCCUUUCAGUGGUCUCACCCUGCACUAUAAGUUUUUACUCCUUUUGUUGGCUUGGGCCUUUGUGUCCUUUCUUGCUUGCCUCCUUCCUUCCCUCCCUCUUCCCUUUUUUUUUCUGACAAGCCAAGGUGUCUAAAUGGGAUGCAGGGAUGACCAAACAGCACCAUAAGUCGUAGCACAGAUGCAGGUUAAUCAUCCCGGGUUUCAUAUGUAGAAAAACCCACUCAGAUGUAUCCACACUUGAGUUGUGACCUCACUUUCUCUCCCGUCUUCAGCUGCAGUGCACGUGGUCCGAUCGCCCAUGUGCUGUUUGCCUUGCUUUAUCCAAAACGGAAGCUAUUCAUAUCACUCAAAUGUAGAAUGUUCACGUCUUUAUCAAGACAUUCUUUGUAUUAUACCUGAAAUGCACAUAUGAUCACUCACCACAAACUAACCAACACCGAGUAAAGUGUCUUGGUCAGUAAAAACAUGAAGAUGGAAUGUAAAACAUCCCCAUGCACUUUUGGUGUUUUCAUUGUUUUUAAUAACAGACAGUAUUAUAAUGUCAGACGAGGCAGUAGUUAACAAGACGCAUGAGCUGCAGAGAGCAGAAAACACUUUUGCACUUUGGAUAUUCACUGUACACGCAAAACAAAGAGUGACAGAAACUGAAUGAGAGUGAAAUAUCACUUUACUAAUUCAGUCACCUCAUUAGGUUGAAGUUCUGGGAGCUCAGCCCAAAGCUGAUGGCAACAUUGCUGUGAUGUUUUGAACAAAAAAACACAAAUAUUGUACUGGACUUUUGUUUCCUUUUUAUCUGUUUGUCAAACCCCAUGUGUACAUUUUGUGGAAUUGUUUAGGACAGACCCAUGCAUAACAGAUGGUGCUUUAUAUUGAGAAAGCAAUGCGUUGCAUUAUUUCUUUUUUCUUUUUUUUUUUACAUUCAUAGAGAUGAGGUACAUUUGUGUUGGAUUUGUAUAGCUAGCGCAUGGCAGUUUUCUGUGGUUUUUAUUUUGUAAUUUAUGAAGUAUCGUUUCUGGGAUGCAAACCUGUGUAUAUAUGAGACAUUUUGAGUGUGUGAGUGCAAGUGUGUGUGUGUGUGCGUGCAGCAAUUUUAAGUUAUUACAUUAUUCAGCUCAGCUAAUACUCUAACAGCAUGUUUCAUCUUUCAAUUUGAUUAUCCCCUCUCACUCUCCACCCAAUCAUUUUGUCUCUCUCUCCUUCCCUCUAACCUCUUUCAUUCCCUCGUUUUCUGUCUUUCUCUUGGCUCUCCCCUCUUAAAUUUUACUCAUGGACAUCCUUACAAACCCAGGGAAGUCUCUGUUCUGUGUAAAUGUGUGUGUGUAACAGAUAUAUCAUGUGAAAUAAUGUUGGUACUUUGUGAGAACUGCGUGUGCUCUUGAAUCUGUUUGUCUGUAGCAGUUUAUGUCGACACUGGGCUACUUUUGCUUUAUGUUUGUUUGGAGGUAAACAUUUUAAGUUGAUUGUAACGCAGGAAAUGGAAGCUAAGAGUGAACAUGGGAAAUAAAAUGUGAAUGUGGUAAA